This is a messenger RNA of Sander lucioperca (pikeperch), 1629 nucleotides long. RefSeq names its product dehydrodolichyl diphosphate synthase (gene dhdds). The transcript is spliced from 9 exons. Gene Ontology annotation, cellular component: dehydrodolichyl diphosphate synthase complex; endoplasmic reticulum. Gene Ontology annotation, biological process: polyprenol biosynthetic process. Gene Ontology annotation, molecular function: ditrans,polycis-polyprenyl diphosphate synthase [(2E,6E)-farnesyl diphosphate specific] activity. The record is from RefSeq and is a predicted model, not a curated record. Lineage: Eukaryota; Metazoa; Chordata; Actinopteri; Perciformes; Percidae. Bases 123 to 1130 code for a protein of 335 amino acids.
GUUCAUCCACGUAACUUGAAAAUCUACUACGUCUGACAGGAAGUCGUCACCACGCUGUUACGUCACUUUACUCCAACACGGAAGAGAUCGUCAUCCUAAAAACUACCGUUUUAAGCCAGAACAUGUCGUGGAUAAGGGAAGGUGAAUUAAACCUGCUUGAAAAGAUUUCAGCCAAUAUCCUGAAGGCUGGACCCAUGCCUAAACAUGUGGCCUUCAUCAUGGAUGGUAACCGUCGCUUUGCACGUAAAAAAAACAUGGAGCGCCAGGAAGGGCAUAUGCAGGGCUUCAACAAGCUGGCAGAGACAUUACGUUGGUGUAAGCAUCUGAACAUCCAAGAGGUUACAGUGUACGCCUUCAGCAUCGAAAACUUCAAGCGCUCUAAAAACGAGGUGGAUGGACUAAUGGAGCUGGCCAGGCAGAAAUUUGAAAAGCUGUUGGAGGAACGGGACAAUCUGGAGAAGCAUGGUGUGUGUAUCCGGGUGCUGGGUGACUUGAAUAUGCUGCCACUCGACCUCCAGCAGCUGAUUGCCAAAGCUGUGGUCACAACCAAGGCUCACAAUAAAUGUUUCCUGAAUGUGUGCUUUGCCUACACGUCAAGAUAUGAAAUCACUAAUGCGGUCCGAGAAAUGGCCUGGGGAGUGGAGCAGGGCCUGAUCAAAGCAAGUGAUGUUUCAGAGCCAUUGCUAAGUGAGUGUUUGUACAGCAGUAAUUCUCCCAAUCCUGAUCUGCUUAUCCGCACCUCUGGAGAGGUGAGACUCAGCGACUUCCUUCUUUGGCAGACUUCCCACUCCUGUCUAGUGUUUCAGUCAGUUCUGUGGCCGGAGUACUCAUUCUGGAACCUGUGUGAUGCCAUUCUUCAAUAUCAAUUAAAUCACAAAUCCAUUCAGAAAGCCAGAGACGUCCAUCGAGAGCAACAGGCCUUACAGCAGCUAGAGGCGGAUCGUGCCUGUGUAGCAGAGCACCUGCAGCAUCAUGGGAAUGGAAAGCCUGCUGACGCCCAGAGAAGACAAGAGGCACUGCUGCAUUACACCACCUGCCGGGAAGAACGCAUUCAGGACUUCCUAGAAGCACUAAAGCACAAGAGAGACUCUUUCUUUAAUGACUUAUGGAGCGACGCCAUCUUGGCCUAGGAAGCCUCCAAACAAACGCCAUGUUAAAGUGGGGAUGAAACCUCUCCUGUCCUCUUCCCUAAAGGGUUUCGAUGGAAAAAGGGAAGAGUGAACAGUAACUGGGAAUGGUUUCACUGUGUUACUGAUUUGUACAAGACGAAGGCAAUUUUACCCCUAUGGGGCUGUAGAAUAAUUGGUAUUUAUGAUUGUAGAUUUAAAAAAAAAAAAGUCUAAUACAUGUCUGGUCAAGAUAUAGUUAAGUAAUUGUGUAAAGUGUGUUUCAAAUGCAUGCCAUUGAUUGGAAGAUCAAAUUAUAUGAGUAAAAGCCAGGGAUCCUGUGUUUUGGAAACGUUCCCAAAGCAGCCGUCCAGAAUAAAAUGUCAGUACAGUUUUGCAUUUUUGUUGUGGCUCAAAGAAAGUGUUUGUUGAGUGUGAUGAUGGGUGUGAUAUUGAUGGCAUAACUAGAUUUUGACCAGCUUUCUUAAACAGAAUAAAGCGAUUGCUGUAUGUCAAAAUAUGA